Molecule: messenger RNA, 336 nt
Organism: Homalodisca vitripennis (glassy-winged sharpshooter)
Lineage: Eukaryota; Metazoa; Arthropoda; Insecta; Hemiptera; Cicadellidae
Exons: 1
Coding region: 1-336 (111 amino acids)
Source: RefSeq, a predicted model, not a curated record
AUGGAUUUCCUGAGAAGAGCUGCGCGGAAAUCGAAAUUAGACAGAGUGCGAAAUGAGGAGAUAAGAAGAACGAUGAUACGAGAAGAAACUGUUGUUGAAGCUAUUAGACAGAAACAGUUAGUAUGGUUCGGCCACGUAAACCGAAUGGAUGAGCAACGUCUGGCAAAAAUUCUUAUGGAAUGGCUACCAACAGAACGACGAAAGAGGGGGCGCCCUAGACAAACAUGGAAGCAGGGGAUAUCGAAGGCAAUGUCGGAACGUAACUUAGGACCUGGUGAUUGGAAUGAUAGAAAAGAAUGGAAGUUGGGAAUCGGAAGGCGACGACAUACGCUGUGA